Molecule: messenger RNA, 1936 nt
Organism: Papaver somniferum (opium poppy)
Lineage: Eukaryota; Viridiplantae; Streptophyta; Magnoliopsida; Ranunculales; Papaveraceae
Exons: 3
Coding region: 43-1380 (445 amino acids)
Source: RefSeq, a predicted model, not a curated record
UAAAAAUCCAAGGAUUUUCCGUGAGUUCAUCACCACCAUUGUAUGGCUCAGUUCCCUUCGGAUUUCUCAAACCUUGAUUCUACUUGUACACUUUUGUCUUACUUGGAUCUCAACAACAUCAGUAACCAACAUCAAAUUCAGAAUAUGGAGGAAAUUGACAAUGACGAGGUUAUGGAGGUACCUGAUACUCCUGAUAGAUUGAGAGGGAGAAGAAAUAGUGCAGAAGAAUCAAGUUCCCCAUUAAUGGGUGAUUGCGCAAAUGAAUUUAGUUCUUCACUGAUGGGUGAUUUUGAAAGUUCUAAUUCUAAUAAUAGUUGGAGGAACCAUGUUAAGCCGAGCCUUAGAAAUGGAAAUUCAACUAAGAAAUUGUAUACUUGCCACAUGGAAGAUUCCAACUUUUGUGAGCAAUCGAACAAAGUAGAUCGUACAUACAUAUCUUUGUUAGAUAGUCCAACACAAUCUUCGGUUUCUGCAUACGGUCGUUCUAGAAGAACAAUGGGAGACCAGGUUUUCAAGGUGCCAGCGGCUCCCAUGCCUUCUGCACUUCCUCGUGAUCCUAGAGGGAGUAGUAAUGUACUGAAAUUUGGAGGUGGGUCAUCUCAUAAUGCUGAAGUAGUAGCCUCUGCGCACAAAUAUUUAGGUAAUGAAAUUUUGAAGAAUACGGUGGCUAGAAAUAGCAGAAGCCGUGAUACAGGCAGCUUUACUCAUUCUAAGAUACCUAUGGAACGGCUAACACGCGAAGAUGACAACACUAAUUUGGAUUCAAUUGUGAGGGGUGAUUAUGCUAGAAUGCAUCAAGGGGCUUGGUCACAUGGUGCAUUAAAAGAUCAUCCUAUUAAAGAUGUCAAGAAAGGUGAUAUGGGAUCUUAUUCUCUAGAAACUUCUGGUGCAGAUUUGGAUCAUAAGGAAGAUAUUGUAUCAUCUCAGUCCAAAGCUGACCAAAAGGCCAUAAAUAAAAACACUGGCCGUAGGAGGCUGAUAGCUGUGCGCAAUGGGUGUAUCUCUCCAAGUAAUACAGCUAUGUCCAAACAUACAUCUGAAAGCCAUGUUAGUAGCUCCAACUUUGGACAGGGUGAAAUUAAGGUGAUUAGUAAUAGUGGAACUCUGUCACGUGAGAUACAUAGCCUUGCCUCUAUUUCCGAAGGGAACCAAUCUGUUAGAUUGGACAAAGGGAAAGGAAAACUGGUGAUGAUUGAUCCACCUCACGAGAAAGAAUACAAGUCUAAAGUCAUACCUGGCAGGUCCUCGAUCUCUAUCAAAGAUGACAAUGGAAUUAGCAAUGCCAGAUAUUGUGAAUUAAAACGCCCGGAGGAAAUAGAUGGUUGGAGAAGCACUCGUAGGUGCUCAAAUACAUCUUCAGAGAUGCCUGGUUUUCCUUAGCCUGCACGAUCAUCUCAACAAUCUUUCAAUGCUGGCCCUGCAGGACCAGAAAAUGAAACACGUGAUAGAUUGAAGAAAAUUACUAAAAGACAAAGGAAACAUUCUUUACUUCGUAGUAACUUAGAGGAAUGCUCUACGUCAGAUUUUGAUGACUCUGAAAUUACUUACAUUGGGUCUUCCGGGGAACCUGCAACUGCUAGAUCAACCAGAAGCUGAGUUCCUCGUCAUCGUAGCACCUCUUGUCCGAUUGUUGAAGUGGAUGAGUCCCCUGAAAUACGACGUGGAAGACCUGAAGAUUCAAGUCAAAUGGUCGAUGGUGACUUGGAUGCAAGGCUCAGACAAAUGGAAGCAGAUGAAAUAUUGGCUCGUCAACUUCAGGAACAGCUCUAUGAUGAGAUGCCUGGAGUUGGGUUUGGAGAGAUUUGUGUUUGAUUUUUUUUUAAGAUGUUAUCUUGAUAGUUUUUUCUAAUAUAAAGUUAGUGCGAGUUGAAGUGAACUAUAACCCCUGCUUUUGUUCCCUUCAUUAAUUCUUUAUUGUCUAUUUUCUUACUAUAAU